Molecule: messenger RNA, 10993 nt
Organism: Punctularia strigosozonata HHB-11173 SS5
Lineage: Eukaryota; Fungi; Basidiomycota; Agaricomycetes; Corticiales; Punctulariaceae
Exons: 21
Coding region: 55-9264 (3069 amino acids)
Biological process (GO): DNA repair
Molecular function (GO): protein serine/threonine kinase activity; protein binding
Source: RefSeq, a predicted model, not a curated record
AGAAACUUAGGGAGUCUAUGCGGGGUAGAACUCCGCGCUCGGCUGAGGAGCGAUAUGGCUUCUCUCAACAACAUUCUAAAACAACUUGAAAGCAAUAAGAUCACCGCACGCCAAGCCGGACUAACUGGCCUUAGGGAAUACUUCGCCAAGGAGCACCAUAUCCUUAGCCUCGAUGAAGAGGGCAAUUGCAAGGCAUGGAUCGUCGUCUUCCAGAAGCUUUUCAAGUGCGUGGAGACCGAGAGAGACGAGGUUUUGAAGAAGAACUCGCGUGCCGCGAUGGAUCGUCUCAGCAAUGCAGCAUCUGCUGUCCGGUGGCUCAUAGGAAAAUGUCGACAUCGGCUCAACACCAAAGCCGUCAAAGUACUGUAUCAGCACUUGAUUCAGUAUAUGAUUCAUCGUGGAGAGCUGCAUGGUCCGGUGGGGUUGGACUACAUCAAGGCAUUCCGUUCAAUCUACUCCUGGCGACCUCAUAUGGACCACAUCGAUCCAUCGACCUGGGUCAAGAUAGUGCGGAUAGGGUUCAAUGUGAUCCUCGGCGAUCCUCUAUCCUCAGAUCUCACGGAUGCGCCGCCAGACUUUGAAGACCAGGACGAGAAGAGUGUCGUCUCCGAUAUGUACGAGGAUGAUGACGACGACGAGGAGAACCACACGGAUGCUACAGUAUCUUCACAUGCGUCCAAAAAGCGACGGCGGGGUGCUUCUAGAGGUCUCCCUACGCCGAAGAAGAUGCGUGGAACCCCGAGACCGCAACACCAGACCGUUACACUCGAACAGAUCGAAUUCAUGUCGCUCCUGGCUCUUAUGAUGAACUCGAGCUCCGCUCCAUUCCUCUCUCCCGAUUAUCCACAGCUUCCGUCUGCCCUCCUGCAGCGAUUUGGUCGGUUUUUGAAGGUCUACCCAACAGAUACCUCCCUCCGUCAUGAUUAUCUCCUCGCCCUCUCCGCUACGCUCGGCCACCUCUCUCUGAACAAAACAAUACACGUUCGAGUUUUCGCACUGAGCUCUUGGGACGGGCUAAUAUCAAUGUGGGAUACCAAAAACAAGAACAUGAAAGAAACCUUGAUCGGCGUACUCAAGAUUUUGUUCCCAUUCCUGUCGACCUCGACCCCACACAGCUCAAGAGAAACCAGGCUUAACGACGGAAUCUAUAGGCUUUGGAAAGUUCUCGACGGAGAAGCUGCAAAUCGUCAAGGUACAGACGGGUUAUCUCUCGCCUGUCUCAGACUGGACGUUCAGGAGGGAGAAACGGACAGUAGGGCCGCUUUUGUGGCAGGCACCUUCCGGCAUGGCUGGAACUUUGACCCAUCGCAAGCUUUGGCCUGGGUUAUGUUGGAACUGCAAGCAGACUGCAUUGCGAAGCUCUACGAAUCCUCGGAGUCAGUGCAUGGGAGUGCAAACAUCAGUAACGAGGGGAAACAGUCAGCUCUCGACAACCCCGUCACAUUUUUGCUUCAAUCGAUUGAUGCGCAAUCUCCGCCCACCGUCAGAGCAUACCGGUUGCAGAUAUUGUUGUUCUUGAUCGACAGACACUGGACGAAUCUACAUCUUGACUUGCAAAGACAGGUCAUAGAUACUCUACUCCAAUUCAUCUCAGGGGAUGACGCGACCGUGCAGUCUUUCAUCUUCCUUUGUUUCGCGGCCAUUGCCCGCCAUGGUCCCAGUACUUUCGCCGGUGAUGACUCUGACACGCUCAUUGGAUCGACCAAUUUCCGAAGUUCAGCCAUUUGGGACACUAUCUGGACCCAUGCUUUGCGUCGGGUUAACUCUCCCAUCGUGUGCCGCGCGGCUUGCCAUGCAGCGUCAGUACUCCUCACGUACGCGAGGGAUGUUUUGACCUCGAACCGUGUCUUGGCGGAGGUUGAAGCAUUUGCGAAGGACCUGGAUGUUCAGGGCCCUUCAUAUCCCUAUGAUUCCGUCUGUCGCUUUCUCUCGAUUUGCCUCCACGUUGCCAGUCAAGAUGUGAGAUUAUUCAGGAUGCAACUAGAGGAGAAGGCGCUGAGCUGGCUGAUUGACACGUGGCAACCCUCUGGACUACGCCAGGGAAACCGAUCUCGAGAGGGAGCAACUCAGUCUUACUUGGUCGGAGACAUCCUCGGCCUGAUGGAACGCAUCUGCUCGAUGUCGCAACCAAGUGGCGUGUCCGGAAGGGUAUUGCUACCGGAUUGCGAAAUCGCCAAUUUGCUCGUCGAGGAGCGCAGGACGAUGGUCAUCAGGCGUUUUCUUCUGGACGCCGAGUUGCCGCGUUUCCGAAUCCGUGGCAAGACCAGCUACAUGAAUACUGGAUCCGUUCCUAUACCAGCCCGGCCCCCUUCUAGCGCGUUGGGGGUAUUUGAUAGCGAUCUAGCCCCACCUAAGAGUCGCGAGCGCAAACUGUCGACAUUUCUCCUGCGAACCCUAGAAUCAAUCAAUCUCGAAUCCCAUGAUGACUCUGGCAAGGUUUCCCAGCUAAGCGCCGAGCAAGCAAGAGAGGCGCUUGAUUUUGCUGUGAUCAGCCUGACGUACGAGGCAACGCUAGUGCUCAACGGGACCAGAUCGAAUCGUAGAUUGGUGCAAGCCUCAUGCAAAAUCGUGUCACGGAUUGUGCCGAACCUGACGGCGUCGCAUUGGGAAGCUGACGAAAAGCUGCUCGUGCUUCUGGGGCUAGAACCGUUGAUUACUGCAGAGGAAGAGAACGAGGUCAACGAACGUUGGGAGGCAAUGUCAGCACCGGAUUCAGGCACCGGAAUCAGGAGGGAAGUCUUGAAUGCAAUGUUUCGUGAAGUUGGGUUGGCAAACGCAGCAAAGAAGAGACCCCGCCGUGAGUUACAGCGUAUCAUAUGGCAGAGUGCAGAUGUCCAAGACGCCUUUGCGGAUGCUAUGUUGGUUUUGAAGGACUUUCUUCGCGCAUCCUCAGGCGACCGACUGGGCGCCUCAAGUGCUCGAACACAUCGUACCGAUGAUGAGGACUUCUUCGUACCCGACCGUUCGACGCAUAUAGGCGCAUCAGAGUCGCAAUUUCAGAGUUCCGCGCACACGAACCCUUCACUGAAUACCGCUAUUCAAAUAUGCAUAUCUUUCCUUGCCCUUGCACCCAUACUGCAGUCCUCGUCUGGGGAGUCAACGCGUGACAAGGAGCUUGUGGACGUUGUUUUAGAUUCUGCUGCGGAGCAAUUCCUUGUCAUCGGGUCGGCAUUCCUGGAUAACGUUCGGCAUCGGACUCUCGAUCUUAACGUGACGAAUAUCGGAAGAUUCUUGGAAAAGUUCGAACCACUUCUACAACAGUACACCUUCUCGCAUGACGUGCAUCUCCAAGUCCUGAUUAUUCAUUUCUUGGACGCUACUCUGGAGACGUGGUCCCAACCAUCAAUUGCUGCUAGUCAGCUGGGAGAGCAGGUCCGGAUACUCUACGAGUGGCUAUCGCAGAGGUUAUCGACUGGAAAGAUCCGCGCGUGGCGAAUUCGCGACCGCAUGGCCCAGUUCCUUGGCCGCUAUGUGUCCAUCGAUCCGUCUCAACAAGCGAUUUCUAUGGGUCUUGACGGAGAACACGGGGACUCGGGGGAUACCGCUAUUCUGCCCUCUAUUAUACUUCCUUUGCUAGGAGGUGAUGAGGACGUCCGAGUCUGCUUUCGUGUGGCAACUAUCAAUGCGAAAUUAUUCUCCCUCAUGCGCUCCGUAUCCCAUGAUCCGAUGAAGCUUUAUACGACAAUCAUAGCAUCUCUUUGCACGGACCUCAUCGAUUACGAGAAGAUGGCAGUGAGGACGCUAUGUCUCGGAAAUAUCAUGAUUCUGAGCGCCGAAGUGCGACGCGGCGCUUACUGGAAUCUGCUUGAAGCUAGCCUUAUGCAGUCACUGUCCGAGGAAGGGCCGGCGAGCUGCCUCUCCCAUAUCGAAUCCGUCCUCCGAGGCGUGGCCGAAAGAAUGGGCUUAGCCAACUUCUCCGACUUAUUCCUAACGUAUGCUGCACCAAUUGCAUCCGCUGUUCGACAACGCCAUCACGACUUCCUGCGCUUCUCCCCUAAUUUGCUCGGAUUCCAAGAUCGAAGGCAGUGUGCAGAGGCAACGUUCUUACCUUUCGCAAUCGCGAAUGUCGUUGAUGGCGGGCGCAGCGUGGAGGACGUGGUGUUUGGCGAAAGGCUGUUCCUGAACCACUGCAAAGCUAUCCAGAAAUCCGUCUCUGAGGGGGUGAUGCAAUGCUUCCCAGAAAUGGUCGGCUGUCAAAUCGUCAUCUGGAUGGAUCGCCAUCUUGACGCGGAUCCUGAUGAUACUAGUGAUCCCGAGAAGCUGCUCAGAACCACGACUAGUGCCAUCGGAGACAUGUUCGACGAUAUGCUUCAUCAGAGAGCAGAUGUUAUAGUUGUCGCAAUCCUUCGCGCACUUGGCGAUCAGGAUUACACCGCGGAAGGACCUAUAGCACAUGCACUCCGCCAGGGUCAUUACAGCGAAAGCACGUACCGCACCUUCCUUGCUUUGAUCCGAUACAGAUCGGCGAGUGACCACCACAGUCACACCCCCAAUCCCCCGUCUUUCAGCCCGAUCACUAUCAUACGGGCGCUAGAAUGGUAUCUCGCUCGGGAGCCGAAGGCCGAUGCCCCUGCGGUCAGCUAUCACGUCCUCCAUGCGCUGUUUGCAGCAAUACACGCCUCUUGUCUCGUCAAUGAGCAGGUUCGACUUUUGAAUGCUCUUUCACUAUGGAUCGCAUUCCGUCACCGCCACUUUCAGGAGCCCUCGCUGCUGCGGACCCUUCUCAACGGUUACACUUCGAUCAUGGCACAAAUUGAACUAUCCGCGGCAGCUCGAUCUGCGCUUGAAUGGGCGAUCGAGCUUGUGAGCAAGGUCGGGGAACGGGAUUCGCGACUUCCCGACAUUCUUGUCCAAAUUUGCUGCAUUGCCCAUGAUUUCAGUCGGAAUGGGGAAGACGCUAUGAUUUCGAAGCUGGGCGUUGACCUCGUCAAAUGGAUCGAAGCACAGACCCUCGCAUUGUGUAGAUCAGACGUGCUGCGUCCUGCCAUAGUAGAAAGGGCAUUGCCGGCGUGGCCAAGAGAGCCCUGCGCCGAACUUGCUGAGAUGUCGGCGGACACCACUGCGGACGGUCUUUCGUCGGUACUUGGUGACGCACGGAUUACAGCCAACAAGUUUCGGAUGGUCCGGCGGUUGCGCGAUGUCGCUCUCGCCGGAGAUGUCACAGCAGACCGUUUCGCUCAAGCGGACUUCUGGCGACUGAAGGACUGCAUCCCUGCCGGUCAUGAAAUCCAAGACGAAGACAUCGAUGCUUUCGCCACGCUCCUUCUACUUCACAAAGGACACGUGGAAGCGUAUGCGAAUGAUCAAGCGACAGCUCAAGGACUAUUGUCCAGACAUCGACGUGCGUCUAAAAAGAAGGAACCAGGGGUCACUCUCGACUAUCGAGCAUUGCCGUAUCGUCCCAUCGUUCAAACACUACUCGUCAUGGUGGACAGAGCUGCCGGUUCACAGGUAUAUGCCGCCUAUCGCACUCUUCGUCUAUUGAUGUGCGGACCUCUUCGGGACCAAAUGGACCUCAAAUCCUGGUCAUCGGAAUAUCGCAAGGAACUUGAGUAUUUGCAGCAAUACUGGCGUGCACCCCAAACUCGAUCCGCACGCUCUGUCACGGAAUUGACUGCAGUGGACACUAGCCCCAAAGACUUUGCACUAUGGAUCACCGAAGUCACUGUCCUCUUGGCUGACGUCCUAUCCUCUGAAGAUUCAUUCUACGUUCCCCUUGUUCCCCUACUACAAACGAGUUCCGCAUUCGCCGAGGAAAUGCUUCCGGUCCUGGUUCAUACCAUCCUGCACUUGGAGCUCUAUCAAGACUCAUCUGCAUCAUCAGCACGCAACCUGCUAUCCGCCUUUUUCACAUCCAUUCUGAGCUCGUCGGGCUCGUGUAUUCCAUGCAUCACUACAGUAGUCAACACCGUACUACACCUUCGAAACUUCAUGCCUCCGCGUGCUAAGGACCCAUUGGCGUACAACCAGUGGCUAUCGGUGGACUUCGUGCUACUCAGCCGGAGCGCUGUUGCAUGCGGAUCUUAUACCACGGCCCUUCUGUUCCUCGAACUCGCUUUGGAACAUAGCACUAGAACACCUGGAGAACAGCCCUUGCCCGAAGAUGUUUUGUACGAUAUCUACAGCCAUAUCGGAGAGCCAGACGGGUUCUACGGCAUCAAGACAAGCGAUCUGCGGCAGUUCCUGGUCAAACGCCUUCACCACGAAAAGCAAUGGGACAAAGCUUUCCAGUUUCAUGGUGCGGCCAUGGAGGCCGUUAAAUCGGAUCAAAACGAGAUGGAAGGCGUAUUGCAAUCCUUGCACGCGUUCGGCUUCAAUCGGCUUGCUUUAUCCACGCUACAUGAGAACUUUAGUGCGGACAUGCCCUCCAUCGGCGGUAGGACAGCCAUCAUGAGCUAUUCAAUCGGAUGGCGAACAGAAACAUGGGACUUGCCUCAACACCGAACUGAGCAAAGCUCGAGCGCAGCGCUUUAUACCGCUUUCAAGGCUGUUCACCGGGAGAGGGACGAUCUUUCUAUCAACGACACCGUUCGAAGCAUGCUUGUUCAAGAGAUGACGCGGUUGAAGUCUUUGGGAAACGAGAAUGUGACAGAGAUCCGGGAAGUUACUCGCACUCUGAUGUGUUUGAGCCAGAUGGGUCAAUGGCGCAGUCGUGGUAUCACUACCAACUUCCAGUCAUAUCAAAUCAACGACCAAGUUUGGGAAGGAAUUUCCUCGAUUGAUCCCGAUUUAGACUUCUCGGACCUAGAAGCAAUCAUGGCCACAAGAGUAUCUCUUAUCCGUGCAGUGCUGCAAAAGGAGCAGCGAGAGCAGAUCGGGCAAUUGAUCACGCCUUUCGCUCGGUGCUUGAUUGAAGCGGAGCAAAAAUGUCUGAUCAUGAUCUCCGAGGCAGCUCGCGAAUCGCGGCACUUACAAGUGGCCAUGAACUCCGUUAUGUCCGCACAGACGCUUGAGACCGUUCCAACUCCGUAUAUAUCCCAAGAGUUUGCUAGCGUUCUUUGGCUGCACAAAGAACAGAAACUGGCGAUACAGCUGCUCAAGCAGCUCCUCAACGUCUCAAAUACUUCCUCUCCUCGGCCAACGACGAUCGAUCCUUUGACCGAUGCCGGCCUCAUUGCCCGCCUGGGCGCUUGGGUAGCUGAAGCGUGCUUAGAGAAGCCUCUGGAGAUUUUGACCAAUUUCUUCGAUGCCGCCGUUUCUCUACUUCCACGGGUGGAUCCAGCAGAUGCGAAAAGCCGACAGUCUCAUGCCGCUGUAUACCGCCAGUAUGCCGUUUUCGCCGAACAUCAGUAUCAAGCAAUUACGCAAUCACCGGAUGUCAUCCGAUGGAGGCUAUAUGCUGACAGGAAAAGACAGGAGAUCAAGAACCGACAAGAACAAAUGCAAAGGUCACAGCGCAACUCCAGGGAAUGGGCGGAUAUGAUGAAAGAACAGAAACGUGCAUGUGCGGUGCUGGAAGAGGAUGAAGCUGCGUUCCAACGUCACAACGGCACCCGAGAACUUUUCUUGCGACAGGCCAUCCUCAUGUUCUCCCGCUGUUUGGAGGCCAGCGAUUACUACGAUGAUGACUCUGCCCUGCGGCUGUGUUCCCUGUGGUUCGCGAACUUUGACCUUCCCGCCAUUCAGGAUGCUGUGCGUGACGCACUCGAUCGGGUACCCUCGCGGAAAUUUGUUUUCCUGGCUCAUCAACUAUCCGCACGAAUGUCGCAGCACGAGUCAGAUCAGCUGCCUGAAUGCCAGGAGCAUCUUCAGACGCUGCUGACGCGGAUGUGCAAGCAGCAUCCUUUCCAUAGCCUCUAUCAGGUGUUCUGUCUGAUUCCGACACGACCAUCCCCGGAGCCCACUUCGUCCCACAGAAGGCAUUCGACCCGCCUGGAGCCCGCAGGCUCGCAGAUAGGGCGUGUCACCGCAGCUCGCGGAAUCUUUGACCGUCUGCGGAAUGAUGAGGUCACUGGCUUGAGAGUUCGCAACGUCGAAUAUCUGUGUAAGGCAUCUCUCGAGUGGGCACAAUUGCCUAUCAAACGUGACAAACGCUACGACAAGAGACACAACAAAGGACCCUAUCCAGUUCCAGAUUCCGCUGCGAUUCUCACCAUUCGCGAUUUACCCGUCCCGGUGAUCACCGCGCAUACGCCUGUGGACCCAUCAAUGCAGUAUACGAACUGUGUCUGGAUAUCGCGUUAUGAAUCGACUUUCCAGACAGCGGGUGGUAUUAAUCUGCCCAAGAUAUCUGUGUGCCUUGGUACGGAUGGACGACCAUACCGUCAGCUCUUCAAGGGAGAAGGCGACGAUGAUCUUCGACAGGAUGCGGUCAUGGAACAGGUAUUCGAUCUCGUCAAUGUUGUACUGCGAAGAGAUCGGGAGACGCGGCGUCAGAAACUCAGCGUCCGAGGCUACAAAGUCAUACCUUUAGCCCCCCAAGCCGGCAUUUUGGAAUUUGUAGGCAAUACUCAGCCUUUGCAAGGCUGGUUGUUCGCUGCGCAUACUAGGUAUCGGCCUCAGGACAUCACACCCAAUGAGACGUGGCAGUCGAUACAGGCCAAACGGGCGGCAACCGCUAACAAGCCAAAUCAAGCGGAAGAACUUCACGCUCAUUUUUGUGCACUGCUGGAACGAUUCAGGCCAGUGAUGCGGCAUUACUUCACGGAGAGGCACAAGACGCCCAUGUCCUGGUUUGCGUUACGGUUGAAUUACAGCCGCAGUGUGGCUACAAAUUCUAUCGUUGGACAUAUCCUUGGGCUCGGCGACCGUCACACAUCCAACAUCUUGAUCGACAACGGCACCGGCGAAGUUGUGCACAUAGACCUCGGUAUCGCAUUCGAACAGGGAAAACUGCUUCCCAUUCCCGAGCGCGUGCCGUUCCGUAUGACAGCCGACAUGGUAGACGGGUUGGGAAGCUCAGGUACACAAGGGGUCUUCCAACGAUGUGCAGAAGAAACUUUGCGAGUCCUCAGGGAUGGAUCUGAAGUAAUACUCACCGUCCUCGAGGUUUUCCGACAUGACCCGCUACAUUCAUGGACUGCGAACGAAGUGAAAUUCAAACGGGUGCAGGAGGCGGCGCCUCUGGAAACGAUCCGCCAUAUAUUCGGCAUCGACAUCGCAAAUGGCAGCGCUGAUGAGGCUGCUGAUCGCGCUCUCAAUACAGUCAAGCGCAAGCUGGAUAAGUCACUCAGUGUCGAAUAUACCGUCAACGAGCUUUUGGCAGAGGCUACCGAUACCUUCAAUCUGGCAAACAUGUUUCAAGGCUGGGGCCCAUAUCUUUGACGACUUUCAUGCAACUUCAUCAGGAUCACUGUAAAACAUCGCACGCCUGUGUAGCCAUAAUAAUCAUUCAACAGAGAUAUGCUGUAUCGCAUGAGACAGUUCGUGAAUAACGAAGUCGCUCAGCUAUCCCGGUCGCCUGAGUCGUGUUUCUCAUUCAGAUUUUCUGCAUCUUCCUCGUCAGCCUCAAGGUCAACCUCGACCGGUUUCGAGAAGUCGGUGGUGUCGAAUUUCUUCUUUUCCUUGAACGGAUUAGUGCGCUUCUCGCCCGGCUUCCAGACCGAUUCAGGAGGUAUAAUACCCUUCCUGUUCAGCCAAAGCAGAUCGGGGCCGGCGUAGGCGUCGAGGAACCGAAUCCAAGCGUCAAAUAUGCCAUCCCUAUCCUCGACAGCUCGCAUGUUCUCAUAGAUGAACUCUUGCUUGAACUCGUCUAUGGCUGUUCUGUGUACCUCGAAAUCGAUCGGAGGCCGAUAUCGUUCGUCCAUGAUCGGGAUUCCUUCGUUCGCUUUCGCGACCCGUUUAUUGUAUGUCUCGAAAAUUGGGUAUUCGAGAAGCAAACCAAGGGCAGGCAUCUUCGGGAUUAGCACCUUGCGUGGACCAAAUAGCUCUUCGAUGAUCGAAGGUGGACAUGAGCAUCGGGUAACUAGAACCAGUGUGGAAAUCAUUUUGCGCUGGGAUCUGAUGAAGCAUGAAGCUCUGUCCGUGAAACAUGACCGGGAGCCAUUCCGUCUCUCCGUGGACUUCAGGGGCCUGGACCUCGAUCUUCUUCAUGUAACGGGAACACGAUGCUUCGCGGUAUUCUUUCCCGACGGUGAAGUUGUGAAAAUUGUGCGAACCCUCGAAUUUGCUCGCGGCUUCGCGUAUCCGUGACAACGUCGCUUCGUCGAUCCUCCACUCCCGUUUCCGUUUGAGUUCCUGUUCAGGAGCCGCAAUCGAAUCAAUGUCCUUCCAGAAGGGAUGCUUAGGGAUGUCAUUCUCAUCCAAACCAAGUUCCAGAGAUUUUCGAUUCAGCGAACGAUCCAGGCCGCUUUGAGGUCUUGGAGGGAUGAGUAGGUGAGUGGGGAAGAAGUAGGUAUAUUUUCUACUAUCGCAGGAGUUGCGGGCGUUGAACGCAUUUUGUACGCGAAUGAAACUCCAGACUCGUAUUUGAGGCGGUAGCAGUUCGUUGAUGCGAGAGACCAGGUCGGGUACGCCGGGCACUUCCAUGAUCAUUUUCAUGGAUACGAUGUUGCCCGCAGCAUGGACGCCCGCAUCUGUGCGAGCAGCUCGUGCAAGGCUGACUUUGUUGGGGUCGUCCGCGUUGUCUUGAGAGAUUGCCCCCGCUUCCACCAUGACAUUGAACAGCGUGUUUUCGACGGUCCGAACGUUCUGCUCCAGCGGCUGUAUCUGCAUCCCACUGAAUCCCGUUCCAUUAAAGCCUAGGAGAAUCGCACACUGUCGCUUCGGCAGUCUGGACACCUUUGAACCGUCUACAUCUCCUUCGCCUGCCUCCUGCCUUCUGUUCCCUCCCUUCUUUCUCGCGAUCUGUUCUCGACGAUUAAACUUCUCGAGAGAUUUCUGGUUCCGCCCACGGCCCUUGCCACGACGGGGUGCGUCGCCGUGAAGUGAUGACUUGCUCUCCAGUUCUGUAGACGCUGCCGCCUCUGAUUCCUUGUGUUCUGUAACUUCGCCUUGUGUUUCGUCGAUUCGUGGGCGUUUCAUUGGACGUUCCGUCUCGUUGGGUAAAGUCGCC